Messenger RNA from Cololabis saira (Pacific saury), 7513 nucleotides. RefSeq lists its product as uncharacterized. The record is from RefSeq and is a predicted model, not a curated record. The transcript has 4 exons. Lineage: Eukaryota; Metazoa; Chordata; Actinopteri; Beloniformes; Belonidae. Gene Ontology annotation, biological process: photoreceptor cell development; retina development in camera-type eye; intracellular signal transduction. Bases 111 to 7412 code for a protein of 2433 amino acids. Gene Ontology annotation, cellular component: axoneme.
UUGUGCAGUUAGUGUAACAGCCGUCAUGAUGUAGCGCACGGAAUAACAUGGUCAUGGAUAUAUAUCAAGCUUUUGUUAUUUUUUUUUGAUGCCAUCAAAGUCAACCGGCGAUGAUGAAUGAAGCCGAACCCCGGAGGACGCUCCCUGACCAAUCAUCAGGGAGCGGGCACACAUUUGAAGGUCCUCGCCACGCAAGCGUCAUCAACCCCAUCGUAUCGAAGCGGGUCUGCUUCUACAAAAGUGGAGAUUCUCAGUUCAGUGGCCUGCGCAUGGUGGUCAACAACCGCACCUUUAAAACGUUCGACGCCCUCCUGGAUAGCCUCUCUAAAAAGGUCCCCCUACCGUUCGGGGUGCGCAACAUCACAACGCCGCGGGGAGUUCAUGGCAUCCGUACUUUAGAUGAGCUUGAAGAUGGGAAGUCCUACAUCUGCUCUGACAGCCGUAAAGUCACUCCCAUUAACAUGGCUCUGGCCCGGAGGAAGAUGCCCCCGUGGUACCAUGUCAGACCUGUCAGCGCUCGCCGCCACAAUGUGCAGCAGGCCAGGUUUUUCCCCGGCAGGAGACUUCAGGGGUACCAGUCCAUGGCCUUGCGCACUCCGAAACGGCUUGUUGUGUUUCGCAACGGUGAACCCACCGUAAAGCACUCGGUGGUGCUUCAUAAAAAGACAACACCCAGUUAUGCGUCUAUCCUGCAGUACAUCUCAGAGCUGAUGCAGGUCCAUGUGGUCAAACUGCACACUCCAGAUGGGAGACAUAUUGAUGGUCUUCCGGGCUUGAUCCUGUGCUCUGGGACCGUGGUGGCCGUAGGACGGGAGGCGUUCAGGCCUGCCCUGUACGUUGCUCAGGAAUCCCCAGCUCCAACAAAGCAGCAUGCCAACAGGACGGGUUUCAGAAGACUAAAGCCUUCCAACCGCAAAAAGAAGCUGUCACCAUUUUCUUUAAGAAACUUCUCUGCAUCAUCUGAGCGGUACAUCGUUCAUCAGAUUCAUAACACCAUUGCAGAGAGUUCAUGUGACCUGGGCAGCAACUCGGAGAAAUCAGUCGCCCUGGGUUCGAACCGCGUGCUGGAGUCCGUAGCAGAGACUGCUGGCGAUGGAGCAGACGGUCAGGACUGCUCGCUGCCCGGUGAGGACAACAUCGAGAAGUCCUUUCGGGUGAAUCAGGACGGCAGCAUGACGGUGGAGAUGAAAGUGCGGCUGACGAUUAAGGAAGAGGAAACCGUUCAGUGGACGACCACCUUGACGCGUUCAGGUGUAGCCGAUCAGCUUAACGUGACCUCUUUACCGGCGCCGGAGGCGGAGCAGGAGAUCUGCUCGGCUCAGUCAGACUCGGCCAGUUUACAGAGCCCCGCCGCAUCCAUCAAUACCAUCGACAAGGACAAGACUAAUGACAGGGAUGACGACGAUCCGCCAUCGAUGGGCAGUGGAGUUUUCAGUAAUGGUAUGAGUGAAGAAGAUGACGACAAAAUCCACACAGCUAUUGCUCCCCCUCGGAGACCCCCCACGCCAGGAGUCAAAAAAGUGAGGAAACAACAAACUUCUAUGGAAAGCAUCAAAUCUAUAACUCCAGAUGGGGUUCAGGAAGAAAUGGUGGGUUCCUACUCUUACACAGAGGAGACAGAAAGGGGAACCAUUACCCAGCGGUACUGCAUGGUGAAGGAGAACUCCACCAGACCGGUACCCAAACCAAGGAGAAUCAACUCUGUAGAUGCCAACAGUAAAAAUGUUUCUGCAUCUCAAACCCUGCAUCAGUCCAGCGAAGAGGAGAUCACCGAAACGGUCUUACACAUAUACGAGCAGCAGACCUGCCAGGACAAUUUCCUUGCAAAUGUUUGUUCACGAGGUAUGUCUGCAUCUGCCGGUGCUUUUAGUCGACCGGCCACCUCCGACUCCGGGCAGCUCUCCUCCAAUAACGAGUUUGAACCCGAGCUGUGGAGACCCUCGACCGCCUCCGAGUCUAUGAGCAUGUGGAGAACUGAGAACAUGUCGCUCACGCCGGAUUCACACUUGACAUCACUGAAGAUGAAUGCAGUUCAACGAGCGAAAACGCAACGAUUCCAAAGGAUCACGAAAGGUCGAGACAAGACCAGACAAAAAGAGGUCAGAAAAGAUGUGAGGACUUCCUCAAAACCUACAAUGACAAACAAACAUGUCCGACAGGCUGCGAUCGAACGGAAAAGCCCAAAAGAAGCAAACGAGGCACGUAAAAAGGUUAAAACCUUCUCCAGCGCUGGAUUCAUUAAGAGAAUAUAUGGAAAUAAAUUAAAGACAGCAAAAGGAAUAAAAAAGAUUAAAAAGAGACCAAAGCAAACCACAGACAGUGAUUUGGAAACAAAGAGCUCGCCUCUUUCAGAUGCUACAAUGACAACUAUCACUAAAGACUCAAACAUACCACUGAAAGAAAAGAAGAGCGCGAGAGUUUCAUUUGAAACCAGCAGGAUGGAUGUUUCUCCUAUUGAAGUGAGCCAUUCGCAAGAAGUGGUAGCACAACAGGCGCCCGUGCAUGUGGAGAAAACGAAUGAAAAGGGAUCACAAGAUAUUACCGGAAGCAUAACAUUGCCUGCUUUUAACUCCUCCAGCUCCACCACUAAACAAUAUGUAGAAAGUUGGCUGGAGAAAGCUAAUCUGAGCCCUUCAUCCUCCCCAGAAGAGAAAAAUAGAAUAUUAGAGGAAGUUGCACAGACAGAAAGUGGCAGGUGUGGAGAGCCUGAGCAGAAGCAUGAUCAUAUAAGUAAAGCACAGGAGCUCAAGUGUUCAGAGAAAACAGAGCCGUCACCGAAUAAUCUGGAUGCAACAUCUGUUAAACUGAGGGCACAGGCUUUUGAAAACAAAUCCAGUCCUUCAUUAGAGAAAGUGACAGUCACACAACAACGUGCUCAUAAUCAUACAACCACCGCCGAUACAAACAUGACAAAUACCCAGGAAUCAAAGCCUCUCUCAAACGAGAUCCCCUCUGACGCCAUCCCGCCUGAAACUGACGCCUCAACAGAAAUGGCGUCAGAUAGUGACGUGGAAAAUCCAGUCAAAAUCUGGCAAAGUGAAAAUGUAACACUGACUAACGCACCUUCAAUGGAGGCGCUGCCGCCGCCGCCACCCGAGCUCCUGAGCGCUGAGACCUGCAGCAGCGAUGUGCUGUCAGCACCCAGCAGUCCUCUGUACAGGGUUUCAUCAAUGAGCAGUCACAGAUCAGAUAACCACACAUCAUCUGUCAGUCCUGCAGCAGACAAGGCCACUUCUCCAACCAGGAACACAAUGGAAAAAACACCUACGCAGAUGGACACUACCUCCACACAGCAGGGAUCAGAAUUAUCCCGAACUCCAUCAAUUAAAAGGGCUCCUUUGGUCAGUAAUCUGUCUCUUGAAAGGAAAAUGUCUCUCAGAAAGGCUCGUAUGGAUAAAUAUACCUCAGAUAAUGAUGCCAACGCAGAGACGACCACAUUAUCCCCUUCUACCAACACUGUGGGUGAUGAAGCGUCGCCACAUGACAUCUGCUCAUCAGGGACACAACAACCACUCCAAACCCCACCAGAGGAGACGCAGGAGUCAGACCCAGCGUGCACUGCGUCAGUCGGCUCCUCAUUGUUAUCAACUAGCCUAACGUCUGAUGAGAUGGUGUCAUCAACCAGCGUUUCAUCAAGCGAAGCUUCAAUUCCAUGUAAUCUUUCAUUUAAGGAACCAGAAAUGCCUAAAAAAGACGCCCCGUCACCUAAAACCGCGGGGAAAAGAGAAAAACUAAAAAGCAGUCCAUCACCUGAGAGAAAGUUUCAAAACAAGAAGUCUCCUGCAGAACUGCAGAAUAAAUCUCCAAAAGCACCACGAGCACAGAGCCUGUCUGUGGAUAAAAAUGUUCUUACAAACACUGCCGUGCAAAAACACGUGACCCCAAACGCGAGCCCCUCCACUGAGAGAAAGCACCAUCAAUCAAAAGUAAAGCCGAGAUCCUCUCCGUAUUCUCAGUCUCUGGAUGUGACGCCACCACCUGUCAGACACAAAUCAAGCAGAAAGGAGCCGCUCUCCAGUAACCUGUCCCUAGACAGCCGUUCGGAGACAAUAAGCAGCGCACAAAAGAAAACACCAACCGAAAUAAAGCAUGAGGAAACAUCCCGGUCUGGAAACCCAGCAGCUGAACCGGCCAAGACAUUGAUCUGCGACGCUGAGACGCCUGUGGAAACUGAUCAGAAUGACAAAAAUAAAGCUUUAACAGCAGCAGGUCAGCUAGUGGCAGACAUGCAAGUAAUUAAACAUUCAACAUCAUUAAAUGCUGAAAACCAGCUGAACAUGAAACCAGUCCUGGAAGAGAUCUGUUACUCAAUCAAGGCAAUCAGACAAAUCACUCGGAGCAAACGCCCGUCGUGUCUGGAAAAGUCCAACAGCCUGCCGGACUUCUCCUCUCACGUGGCCUCAACUUUUGGUUCCUCAUCCAAAGCCCUGCUUGCUUUCCUGUCCGUCAUGACCCUAAAGGAUGGUUUGCUAAACCUCACUGUGGAUGAGCUGAAUGCAAACAACGUCAGCUGCGCGGAGGCUUUAAAAAUGAUCGAUUCGCUCAGAGAAAUCGCCAGCAUUGAGGAUUCCCACAAACUGAAAAGUAGCCUGUUGGAUUUACAGCAGUCGGCCUCAGAGCAGCUCCUGAAAAGCUGGAAGGGCUUUCAGGAGCUCGGUGACCGAUGCACGAGUCGUAGCUCAACACCCAACGCAUCAGAGCCAUCAGCUGAUGCUGAAGAAAAUGUUAUUGAUGAAAUCAUGGAGAACCUGCACCUUCCUGAGACACUCAAGGAGGAGCUGGCUUCUCUUUCAGAGACGGCAAAAAGUGAAAGUGACAAUGAAAGGAAGAUUACUGAUGAAGGUCCAGAAAACUCAAACCAUUUCGCCACUGAAGAUGCCGCUUUUCAGGAAGAUCAAACAAACACUGACGCGCGGCCCAUCGCUAAUAAAUUCACAGACAUCAGUAAGCCAAAUCAGUCUGGAAAGGUGAGUCUUGACCAGAAUACAGAAGCUGCAAAGCACAAACCAAAUGGACAGAAAGCUAAAGACAACAGCCUAAAGACAAACCCAAAAACCCCAAACCCAACGGUUGAACUCACUCCUAAACUGAUUCCCGAAGAAAGGCAGCUUUACAAUAUUCAAUCCUUUGACCUGCAGUCAUUUAGGCAUGAGGUAAAGGAAAAACAGCAGCUAAGCAACAAAGAUGAACUCCAGAACCUUGAAAAAGAGCAAAACAUUGAGGAUAGGCAGCUACGGAUGCAAAGUGGAGAAAGCCUCCCUGAAAGGGAGUUUUCCACCUAUUCAUCUGAGAAAGGACAGGCAGUGUCACGUGCUAAUACGGCUGUGAGCCAAACAGACACUAGGCACACUUCGGAGGCAGGAGAGCAGCAUAGAUUAGAAGAUAAGAAGUUAAACGUUGCACAUGACGACAUCAGACGAGAGAGCAGCAAAGGUGAAGACUUGUCCCAUCAUGAGAAUCCAUCCGAGGAGGACGUGAACAUCAGGGGGAAGCAACGUGUAUCCAAACCAAAUGGUGAAAAUAAGCAUUUGUCAGAGAAGAAGAAACCCAAAGAUGAAUGUCAGGUCUUGGAGAGGUACCACCAGAGUCAAACGUGCAAUAUGGGAGCCAAUAGCAGUACUGAUGAAAGCACAGAGACCUCAGAUGGAGACGAGGCGACUUCGGAGGAGGAAGACUCAGUGGCCGACUGUAAGAAACUCCAGGUCAUAGUCGAGGAAAGUUUGUCUGACAAUGAGCAAGAUCAGGAGGAAGAGUUCAUUCAUCUUCCCAAUCAUGCUGAUCAAGGAACAAAAAACAGGGGGUUGGCAGUGUUGAUAGAAGAGACAGAGGACGACCAGGGCAGCUCAGCAGAUGAGCGUCUUAAGUCCAAAAGUCCUCUCAGCCAAAAGGAAAAGAGCAGUUGGAUUAUAUCUGACGAUUUAGGAAAAGAUUGUGGAUUUAAUGCAGACGAUGACAGUGGGAAUGACCACAGCAGCUGUGAUGAGCAUGUAGAUGAAGACCAAAAUAAGGCUGAAGAUGAACAAAUCAGUAGCUCGGUUGAUGAAGAAUUAAGUUUCUAUGAAAAAGAUUCCACUUCAGAGGAAGAACAAGCCAAUAAGUGCAGAUACACAGAAGAAAACCAAAGGAGACAUCAGGAAGCUCCUGCGCUGGCGAUACCGCCUGAUGACGAAGAGGUUGUGGAAAAGCUCAAACAUCACCCUCAAGAAAAGAUAACCCAGUCUGUUGCGGAGAGAGUGACACUUCUGGAAAAACAGGCCGCCGAAGCUCAGAAAACCAAAAAUACAUCCACGAGUUCCAGCAUCGGACUUUUCUCCCAACGAAAGACCCCCCUCGAGUCAGAUGAGGAGGAUUCCCCUACUGGGACACCCAUGUCCGCGUUGACCUCCUGUACCCGAUCAGCUCCUCAGUCGUCUCUGUCUUUCAGCUACGACUCCAGCGGCGUCAUCACCACGGAGCCCGAGGGCAGCAGGGUCAGAUCCAUCAGGGAGAUGUUCCUGGCCAAGAGUGCCACGGAAACCCAACAGAGACGCGUCUCAAGCUCCAACUCGUCCGAGGUCAGAGCCGAGACCUCGGGCAGCGGCGGCUAUCAGUCCCAGACUUCCAGCGAACAGUCCAACGGAGAAGACGAUUCAGCGCGGAAAUCCAUCACCAAAGGCUUGGUGAGGAGAACAAUCGAACGGCUUUACGGCAAGAAAGACACAAAUGCAGAGGAACCAAGCGACAGACCACCGUCUGAGCCGAAUCAGGGAAAACAGGAGCAACCGAGCAUCUUCUCUCCCUUUCACGUGGCCCGAUCCAAAGCCCUGUCUGAAUUGUCAUACUUCAGUUCCACCAACGCACUGGAUGCCCUCACUGAGGCGGCGAGAUGCAUUGCUUUUAACGUACAAGUGGGCCCUGGAGAUGGCGUAUCUCUUGAUAACGGACAGUGGCUCAUUAGGGAGAACACCGUGAUCAGAAAAUCUGUCUCUGAUCCGGUUGGAAUAAAUAAAAGCUGCACAAGUACUCCUCUGGAUGAGGGGUUGGGUAAAGACACAGAAGGGAAUACUCCGUAUUCUCUUUUCAGCACUAAGCCAGAACCGGACGACAAAGCAGAUGCUAGGAAGUGCACGUACUUCUCCAUGCCUCACACCAGUGACUCUGAGGUCUGCCAGGACGACUGCCAGGACGGGGACAGCGUCACGGAGGCAGACGACCCCAAAACAUGGUCGGAGAAAAACGGCAUGUUUCCAGGUGUUACAGACUUGAAGAUGAUGGACAACAAAGUGCAUCCGCUGGUGGAGCAGCCGCCCGAUGGCGAGGUGGUGCUGGUGCAGCCACGGAAAGGUCACGGCAUCGUUAACAAAAGGCGCCCGGAACCCGAUGCUUUGGACUUACUGUAUAAUUUUUGUGGUGAGCACUGUCCCAUAUUGUGAAACGAUUUCCAUCAGUUUAAAAAAAAUCGAAUUUACAUGAUCAAAAACAUACGACGGAGUAAUAGGGCCAAACUAAGACAAAGAAAAAUGGAAAUUACAAG